CUGGCGGGCAGCUGGGGACCUGGCGGCUGGAGGUGGGAGGGAGGAGGGGAAAGACGCCCAGGCUGUGGGAGGGGGCUGGGAAGAGAGCAGGAAGCCAGGCCGCGCAGGCCGGGCAGGCUGCGGGGCCCCUCGCUAGAAAGGCAAACAGGAAGGACUGCCCCCUGAGCUCCGGGCUCUGGCUAGGGAAUCGCCGCCGCCGCCGAGCUGUAGCUGCGGGCCCAAGGGUAAGCAGGCAAGCAGGCGGGGGCGGCCGGGGCAGAGUUGGGAGGGUCCCCGCUCCCGGGGCCCCUCCAGUGCUGCCUUCGGCCUCCCGGCCUCGGGGCGUCCUCCGCCCGCUCCUCCUCCCUCGCCGCCGCCACUGCGGACAGCUUGCAACCGCCACGAUGAAGGCGGGCUCGGGAGAUCAGGGGAGCCCUCCAUGCUUCCUGCGCUUCCCGCGGCCCGUGCGGGUGGUAAGCGGCGCCGAGGCCGAACUCAAGUGCGUGGUCCUGGGAGAGCCGCCCCCCACUGUGGUCUGGGAGAAAAGCGGCCAGCAGCUAGUGGCCUCGGAGCGCCUGAGCUUCCCGGUGGACGGCGCCGAGCACGGCCUGCUGCUGAGCAGCGCGCUCCCCACCGACGCGGGGGUCUACGUGUGCCGCGCCCGCAAUGCGGCCGGCGAGGCCUACGCCGCGGCCGCCGUUACCGUGCUGGAACCGCCGGCCCCCGAGCCAGAGCCCCCGGUGGCCGAGCACCCGCUGCCGCCGCCCGGGACCGGGGAGGGCGCCCCUGUGUUCCUGACGGGGCCCCGAUCGCAGUGGGUGCUGAGGGGGGCGGAGGUAGUGCUAACGUGCCAGGUGGGGGGCCUCCCCGAGCCCACGCUGUACUGGGAGAAGGACGGGAUGGCCCUGGACGAAGUGUGGGACAGCAGCCACUUCGCGCUGGAGCGGGGCUGCGCCGAGGGGGCCCCGGGCGCCAGCCUGGCGCUGCGCAUCCUGGCGGCGCGGCUGCCCGACUCGGGCGUCUACGUGUGCCACGCCCGCAACGCGCACGGCCACGCGCAGGCCGGCGCGCUGCUCCAGGUGCACCAGCCACCAGAGAGCCCGCCCGAGGACCCCGACGAGGCGCCCGCGCCCGUGGUAGAGCCGCUCAAGUGCGCGCCCAAGACCUUCUGGGUUAACGAAGGCAAACACGCCAAGUUCCGAUGCUACGUGAUGGGCAAGCCCGAGCCCGAGAUCGAAUGGCACUGGGAGGGCCGCCCGCUGCUCCCUGACCGCCGGCGCCUCAUGUACCGCGAUCGCGACGGUGGCUUUGUGCUCAAGGUGCUCUACUGCCAGGCCAAGGACCGCGGCCUCUACGUGUGCGCGGCGCGUAACUCGGCGGGCCAGACGCUCAGCGCGGUGCAGCUGCACGUCAAAGAGCCCCGCCUCCGCUUCACGAGGCCCCUGCAAGACGUGGAGGGCCGGGAACAUGGCAUCGUUGUGCUGGAGUGUAAAGUGCCCAAUUCCCGCAUGCCCACGGCCUGGUUCCGGGAGGACCAGCGGCUGCUGCCCUGCCGCAAGUAUGAACAAAUUGAGGAGGGCGCCGUUCGGCGCCUCAUCAUCCACAGGCUGAAGGCGGACGAUGACGGCGUGUACCUGUGCGAGAUGCGAGGCCGUGUGCGCACUGUAGCCAACGUCACGGUCAAAGGCCCCAUUCUCAAACGGUUGCCCCGGAAGCUCGACGUCCUGGAGGGCGAGAACGCCGUGCUGCUGGUGGAGACGAGAGAGGCCGCGGUAGAGGGGCGCUGGAGCCGCGAUGGGGAGGAGCUACCAGCCACCUGCCAGAGCAGCUGUGGCCACAUGCACGCCCUGGUCCUUCCCGGGGUCACCCGGGAGGAUGCUGGUGAAGUCACCUUUAGUCUGGGCAACUCCCGCACCACCACUCUGCUCAGAGUCAAAUGCGUCAAGCACAGCCCUCCAGGACCCCCUGUCUUGGCUGAAAUGUUCAAGGGCCACAAGAACACGGUCCUGCUGACCUGGAAACCUCCCGAGCCAGUCCCAGAGACCCCCUUUAUCUACCGGCUGGAGAGGCAGGAGGUGGGCUCCGAAGACUGGAUCCAGUGCUUCAGCAUCGAGAAGGCUGGAGCCGUGGAGGUGCCAGGGGAUUGCGUGCCCUCAGAGGGUGACUACCGCUUUCGGGUCUGCACAGUCAGCGAGCACGGCCGCAGUCCCCAUGUUGUGUUCCACGGUUCUGCUCACCUCGUGCCCACAGCUCGCCUGGUGGCAGGUCUGGAGGAUGUGCAGGUAUAUGAUGGAGAAGAUGCCGUCUUCUCCUUGGACCUCUCCACCAUCAUCCAGGGCACCUGGUUCCUGAAUGGGGAAGAGCUCAAGGCGGACGAGCCCGAGGGCCAGGUGGAGCCUGGUUCCCUGUGUUACCGAAUAGAGCAGAAGGGCCUGCAGCACAGGCUCAUCCUGCGAGCCGUCACACACCAGGACAGUGGUGCCCUGGUCGGUUUUAGCUGCCCGGGUGUGCAGGACUCUGCCGCCCUCACCAUCCAAGAGAGCCCCGUGCACAUCCUGAGCCCCCGGGAGAAGGUAUCAUUGACCUUCACGACCUCGGAGCGGGUGGUGCUGACCUGUGAGCUCUCCAGGGCCGACUUCCCAGCAACCUGGUACAAGGAGGGGCAGAAGGUGGAGGAGAGUGAGGCGCUGCUGGUUAAGCUGGAUGGGCGCAAACACCGCCUGAUCCUGCCUGAGGCCAGAGUCCAGGACAGCGGCGAGUUCGAGUGCAGAACGGAAGGGGUCUCGGCCUUCUUCAGCAUCACUGUGCAAGACCCCCCAGUGCACUUCGUGGAACCCCGGGAGCAUGUGUUCGUCCAUGCCAUAACCUCCGAGUGUGUCGUGUUGAGCUGUGAGGUGGACCAGGAAGAGGCCCCGGUGCGCUGGUACAAGGACGGGCAGGAGGUGGAAGAGAGUGACUUUGUACUGCUAGAGGUCGAUGGUCCCCAUCGCCGCCUGGUGCUGCCUGCCGCCCAGCCCCCAGACGGGGGCGAGUUCCAGUGUGUCGCUGGAGAGGAGCGGGUCUACUUCACAGUCACCAUCACAGAUGUUGCCUCGUGGAUUGUGUACCCCAGCGGCAAGGUGUAUGUGGCAGCCGUGCGCCUGGAGCGUGUGGUACUGACCUGUGAGCUGUGCCGGCCCUGGGCUGAGGUGCGCUGGACCAAGGAUGGCGAGGAGGUGGUGGAGAGCCCAGCGCUGCUCCUGCAGAAGGAGGACACGGUGCGCCGCCUGGUGCUGCCCUCUGUCCAGCUCGAGGACUCUGGCGAGUACCGCUGUGAGAUCGAAGACGAGGCAGCCUCCUUCACGGUCACCGUCACAGAGCCGCCCGUGCGAAUCCUACACCCCCGGGACGAGGUGGCCUUGAUCGCCGUGAGCUUGGAGUGUGUGGUGCUCAUGUGUGAGCUGUCACAGGAGGAUGCCCCUGUGCGCUGGUACAAGGAUGGCCUGGAGGUGGAGGAGAGCGAGGCACUGGUGCUGGAGAGCGAUGGGCCCCACCGCCGCCUGGUGUUGCCUGCCGCCCAGCCAGAGGACGGGGGCGAGUUCGUGUGUGAUGCGGGCGAUGACUCAGCCUUCUUCACCGUUACUGUCACAGCCCCACCAGAGAGAAUUGUGCACCCCGUAGCCCGCUCCCUGGAUCUGCAGUUUGGGGCUCCAGGCCGUGUGGAGCUGCGCUGUGAGGUGGCCCCAGCUGGAUCCCAGGUGCGCUGGUACAAGGAUGGACUGGAGGUUGAGGCGUCGGACUCCCUGCAAAUGGGCGCUGAGGGGCCCAUCCGCACCCUGACCAUGUACAAUGCCCAGCCUGAGGAUGCUGGCGAGUAUGUGUGUGAGACCCGGGAUGAAGCCGUUAUCUUCAAUGUCAGCCUGGCUGAGCCCCCAGUGCAGUUCCUUGCCCCAGAGGCAGCCCCUGGCCCACUGCGUGUGGUUCCUGGGGAGCCAGUGGUGCUGAGCUGUGAGCUCUCCCGGGCUGGUGCACCUGUGUCCUGGAGCCACAAUGGGAAGCUGGUGCAGGAGGGUGAGGGCCUAGAGCUGCAAGCCGAGGGUCCCCGCCGUGCCCUCUGCAUCCGCGCUGCAACCCUAGCCCAUGCAGGCCUCUACACCUGCCAGUGUGGGACACAGCCAGGAGCCCCCAGCCUCAGCUUCACUGUCCAGGUAACAGAGCCCCCCAUACGGGUGGUAGCCCCCGAGGCAGCCCAGACGAGGGUUCGAAGCAGCCCAGGUGGGGACCUAGAGCUGGUGGUGCACCUCUCCAGGCCUGGGGGCCCUGUGCGCUGGUACAAGGACGGGGAGCGCCUGGCGAGCCAGGGACGCCUGCAGCUGCAGCAGGCCGGGGCCAGGCAGGUGCUGCGGGUGCGGGGGGCACGGAGCGGGGACGCUGGGGAGUACCUGUGCGACGCACCCCAGGACAGCCGCAUCUUCCUCGUCCGUGUGGAAGAUCCACCACCUGUGAAGCUGCUGUCUGAGCUGACGCCACUCACUGUCCAUGAAGGUGACGAUGCCACAUUCCGCUGUGAAGUGUCCCCACCAGAGGCCAAUGUCACCUGGCUACACAACGGAACCCCUGUCACUCCGGGGCCGCAGCUGCAGGUGGCCCAGAACGGUUCAAGCCACAUGCUGACUGUGCGAGGCUGCCGGCUCGAGGACGCGGGGACUGUGACGGCACGUGCAGGGGGCACAGCCACAAGCGCCCGGCUCCACGUCCGAGAGACAGAGCUGCUCUUCCUGCGGCGGCUGCAGGACGUGCGGGCAGAGGAAGGCCAAGAUGUGUGCCUGGAGGUGGAGACAGGCCGAGUGGGUGCGGCAGGGGCCGUGCGCUGGUUGCGAGGCGGCGAACCCCUACCACUCAACCCUCGCCUUUCCAUGGCCCAGGAUGGCCACAUCCACCGCCUCUUCAUCCAUGGCGUCGUGCUGGCUGACCAGGGCACCUAUGGCUGUGAGAGCCACCAUGAUCGCACCCUGGCCAGGCUCAGCGUGAGGCCAAAGCAGCUGAGGGCCCUGAGGCCCCUGCAGGACGUGACCGUCAGCGAGGGGGACAGUGCCACCUUCCAGCUGGAGCUGUCCCAGGAGGGUGUGACAGGGGAGUGGGCCCGCGGCGGAGUCCGCCUGCAGCCAGGGCCUAAGUGCCACAUCCACACCGAAGGCCACACGCACCGUCUUGUGCUCAGUGGUCUGGGCGUGGCAGACUCAGGCUGUGUCUCCUUCACGGCGGAUGCCCUGCGCUGUGCCGCCAGGCUGACUGUGAGAGAGAUCCCAGUGACCUUUGUGCGGGGGCCACAGGACCUAGAGGUAACGGACGGUGACACAGCUACGUUGGAGUGUGAGCUCUCCCAGGCCUUGGCUGAUGUGACUUGGGAGAAGGACGGGCGCGUGCUCUCCGCCAGCCCGAGACUCCGGUUCCAGGCUCUGGGCCCGCGCCGCCUUCUACAGCUGCGGCACUGCAGCCCCUCGGACGCUGGCACCUACAGCUGCGUGGUGGGGACGGCUCGCACCGGGCCCGCACACCUGACCGUGCGCGAGCGUCAGGUGUCGGUGCUUUCCGAGCUCCAGGCGGUGCGUGCCCGCGAAGGUGAUGGCGCCACAUUUGAGUGCACAGUAUCGGAGACCGAGACUGCGGGGAGCUGGGAGCUGGGUGGCCGUCCGCUGAAGCCCGGAGACCGCGUCCGCAUCCGACAGGAAGGCAAGAAACACAUUCUGGUUCUGAGCCAACUGCGCACGGAGGAUGCAGGCGAAGUCCGUUUCCAGGCGGGACCCGCCCAGUCCUUGACUCAGCUGGAGGUGGAGGCUUUGCCUCUUCAGAUGUGCCGCCGGCCGCCGCGCGAGAAGACGGUUCUGGUGGGCCGCCGGGCGGUGCUGGAGGUGACUGUGUCUCGCAGCGGAGCCCACGUGUGCUGGUUGCGGGAGGGAGCUGAGCUGUGCCCGGGGGACAAGUAUGAGAUGCGCAGCCACGGUUCCAUCCACGGCCUGGUCAUCCACAACGUACAACCCGAGGACCAGGGCACCUAUUGCUGCCAGGCUGGCCAGGAAAGCGCGCACACGCGACUGCUGGUGGAAGGGUAAUUAGGAGGACGGACACCAAGGCCGGGCAGGUGCCCUUGGACAACUUGCAAGCCGUGUGCUCUCCCUCGGGGACCCUCAGGGGCAGUGGGGUGGAGGGGCUACACAGGGAAAACAGAGGUAUGCAGUAAACAAUAAAGUGCUAUAGUUGCUUG
Molecule: messenger RNA, 6223 nt
Organism: Ochotona princeps (American pika)
Lineage: Eukaryota; Metazoa; Chordata; Mammalia; Lagomorpha; Ochotonidae
Gene: OBSL1
Product: obscurin like cytoskeletal adaptor 1
Exons: 21
Coding region: 384-6071 (1895 amino acids)
Molecular function (GO): protein binding
Source: RefSeq, a predicted model, not a curated record